This is a messenger RNA of Polypterus senegalus (gray bichir), 1649 nucleotides long. RefSeq names its product ras-related protein Rab-35. NCBI's taxonomy places the organism in Eukaryota, Metazoa, Chordata, Cladistia, Polypteriformes, Polypteridae. The record is from RefSeq and is a predicted model, not a curated record. Gene Ontology annotation, biological process: endocytic recycling. Bases 209 to 814 code for a protein of 201 amino acids. Gene Ontology annotation, molecular function: GTP binding; GTPase activity. The transcript has 6 exons. Gene Ontology annotation, cellular component: plasma membrane; endosome membrane.
CCGAGGGUUGGGCUGUAGACCGAUCCCAUCCGCGAAGCGGAGUUUCCGGCUGAGUGUGACGGCGAGAAAGCCUGCAUAGAGAAGUCACCGGCCGGCCAGAAACAGCACUCACGUAUUGGGGAAGGGAGAGUCUCAGGAAGGCCGGGGAGCAUACUGCGGGUUACGUGGGGCAAAUCGGAAACCUGGAGGGGAUCGUCCGAGCGCCGGCAUGGCCAGGGAUUACGAUUACCUCUUCAAGCUGCUCAUCAUCGGCGACAGCGGUGUCGGGAAGAGCAGCCUCUUAUUGCGGUUUGCAGACAACACUUUUUCAGGUAGCUACAUCACCACCAUUGGGGUAGACUUUAAGAUCAGGACUGUGGAAAUCAACGGGGAGAAAGUGAAGCUACAAAUAUGGGACACGGCUGGACAGGAGCGAUUCCGCACCAUCACAUCAACGUAUUACAGAGGAACCCAUGGUGUAAUUGUUGUUUAUGACGUAACUAGUGCCGAGUCCUUUGUAAAUGUUAAACGGUGGUUACAUGAAAUAAACCAGAACUGUGAUGAUGUGUGCAGAAUAUUAGUGGGUAACAAGAAUGAUGACCCUGCAUCAAAAGUUGUGGAGACCAAUGAUGCGCAGAAGUUUGCAGAGCAAAUGGGGAUUCAUCUGUUUGAGACAAGUGCAAAAGAGAACAUAAACGUGGAGGAGAUGUUCAACUGCAUCACAGAGUUGGUUCUUAAAGCCAAGAAAGAAGUCCUGGCCAAACAGCAGCAGCAGCAACAGAAUGACGUUGUCAAGCUGACGAAAAACAGCAAACGGAAGAAAAAGUGCUGCUAGUCACACAGCAACAGUCAGGACUGCUGUCAACAAACCACAUAAAAGCCAGUCCAUUUUGGAAGCCACUAUCAUGCAGAUUUCAAUAAAGAACAAACGAACCGUUUUAUUAGAACUUUGACUUUUUUUUUGGGUGGAUUCAUCAGUUCCAUGUUGUUUCCUAGUCUCCACGCUGAAGUUUUAUAGAAGGUGGACAAGACGACUAUGCCAACAAUGCAUUGCCAAGAUUCACUCCACUCCCAUCUUGUUCCACUUUGCAUGGACAGCUGCAGAGCCCACUGUUUCCGGAGAAGACUUAUGUAAAGACUGAAAGUGGCUGCCAUCUCCAUGCUUUCAACUAAUGCCAAUUUUGAACUUUCUGAACCGUGCCUGGUUCUUUUUAAAAACCAAUUAAGAACACCACAAGUUCCAUUCUCCUUUGGAGAUCUCCGAUUUUAUUUGCACUUUCCCCUCUUAUUAUUAGUCUUUUGCUACCUUACAUUUACUAUUUCUCUUUAUUAUUGAGUUUAUUUUAACCAACCGCCUCCACCCCCCUCAAAAAAAAAAAAAAAAGUGACCAGGAAGGGGCAUUUAGGAUUAAGACUUUUUGAUGAGAGACUGACGAGAAACUGAAAUUAUAGCCAUUGCUGGGUUUGUACCCAGUAUCCUUCCAAUAAAUCUGGGUUAAAAACUCCCAUUUGGAAUCAUUGCUAUAUCAAGUAAAUUAAGAGAGGAAAAAAAUAGGAAAGUGUGUUUUUUUUUGGGGGGGGAGCAAUUGAACCAUUGAACCUCCUUCCAAUCAGGUGUAUUCUUUUUUCCUAAGCCAGUUUAAUCCAUAAUAAACAUUUUAAAUAAUUAA